AUGACAAGAGCUGCCAAUGGCCCUUCUCCAUUCUUCCAAUGUAGUCAAGUGGCUUCUCCUGACCAGCUCGCAAUCCUACACCUCAGUCGCGAUAACUUGAUCCCCCAGAUCCUCCGCGUGAACGACGACGAAAAUGAAGGCUACGACGAGGGCAAAGUCACCAACACCCGCUUCGGCUCCUUUCCUCACAGCACCUUGAUUGGCACGCCAUGGGGUACGCAAGUACGCGCGUCAGCAGUCGACACUGGCUCAAGAGGACGGAAAGCAGGAGGACGGGGCAAGAACAAGAAACGGAAGAGGGAUCAUAGCGAUACACAUGAGCAAGGCCAUAGCGAGAUCAAAGAGGAUGGCCAGAACGAUGUAGGAGACAGCAAAGAAUCUACAAUUGAAGCUAUUACCUCCAUACCAAAAGAGCAACAAGCCGCGACUGAAGCCCAGAGCGGUUUCGUCCACCUUCUGGCGCCCACGCCAGAGAAUUGGACUUCCUCUCUUCCCCACCGCACCCAAGUCGUCUACACCCCGGACUACAGCUACGUCCUGCACAGAGUCAAAGCACGCCCUGGCACACGAAUAAUCGAAGCCGGCGCCGGCAGCGGCUCCUUCACGCACGCUGCUGCUCGUGCAGUCUUCAGUAGCCAUCCUACUUCCGCCUCUUCCGACACAGAUGGCAAAGUGUUCAGCUACGAAUUCCACCAUCCGCGCUUCAUCGCGCUGCAAAACGAAGUUUCAUCCCAUGGUCUCACGGACACCGUCGAGCUCACCUCACGUGACGUCUGUGCCGACGGCUUCGUCCCCACCUCCACGCCCCCCUCCUCCCUCAAAGCCACCGCUAUCUUCCUCGACCUCCCUGCGCCGUGGCUGGCGCUCAAACACCUCACGCGGGACUCUCCCAGCAGUGUUCUCGACCCUGAGGCCGCCUGCCACAUCUGCACCUUCUCUCCCUGCAUAGAACAAGUCCAGCGCACGAUCAGCACCAUGCGCAGUCUGGGCUGGCUCGAUAUCGAAAUGAUCGAUCUCUCUUCACGCAAGAUCGAAGUUCGCAGGGAGAGGGUCGGGAUGCAAGAACUCGGCCUACGCAAAGGGCUCGCACAUCCGGCGUCUGUGGAAGAAUCUCUGAACGUGCUGCGAGAAGUCGAAACACAAACAAGGAAAUACCAUCUAGUGGCGAAAGCGGCGAUGGACGAGGGACAUCCUACCCCCGCGAAGGUGAGCUCGAAAGCAGCGAGGGUGGACCAGAAUCGAGAAGAUGUGGCAAAGAGGAAGCUGUGGGUGGAGGGAAGGGUGGUUACGAGAAGCGAGCCGGAGCUGAAAACGCACACGAGUUAUCUGGUUUUUGCAGUGCUGCCAAGGGGUUGGGGAGAGGAGGAUGAGAGGAGGGCGAGAGAGCAGUGGGCUACUGCUAGUGUGGAUGAGGGCGUGAAGGGGUGGAAGCCGGGGGUGAGUAAGAAGGCGAAGAAGAAGGCUGAGAAAGCUGCGAGAAGGGCGGAUGCUACUGCUGGUGGGCAGAGCAUCGAUGAUGGUGGUGGAUCUCUGGAGGCAGAUAUGGCGGCGGUGAAGGGCGAAGAGGAUGUUUAG
This is a messenger RNA of Bacidia gigantensis, 1575 nucleotides long. RefSeq lists its product as uncharacterized. Gene Ontology annotation, biological process: tRNA methylation. Gene Ontology annotation, cellular component: tRNA (m1A) methyltransferase complex; nucleus. The transcript has a single exon. The record is from RefSeq and is a predicted model, not a curated record. Bases 1 to 1575 code for a protein of 524 amino acids. Lineage: Eukaryota; Fungi; Ascomycota; Lecanoromycetes; Lecanorales; Ramalinaceae.